Messenger RNA from Coffea eugenioides, 1326 nucleotides. Its product is annotated as putative disease resistance protein At1g50180. NCBI's taxonomy places the organism in Eukaryota, Viridiplantae, Streptophyta, Magnoliopsida, Gentianales, Rubiaceae. The record is from RefSeq and is a predicted model, not a curated record. The transcript is spliced from 2 exons. Gene Ontology annotation, molecular function: ADP binding. The coding region runs from base 1 to 1326 and encodes 441 amino acids.
AUGGCAGAAACAGUUCUCUCUUUUGUGCUGCGUCAACUCUCAACUCUUCUGCGCGACGAGGGACGACUAUUGGGAGGGCUUCAGCAAGAGGUUCAAUUCAUCAUGGAUGAGUUGGGGCACAUGAGAGCUUUCCUGAAAGAGGCAGAAGCAAAAGAAGAAGACGCUCAACCCAGGCUCCAAGAAUGGAUCAAGCAAGUGCGAGAGGCUGCUUAUGACACUGAAGACAUUCUUGAUGAAUUUGUAGCUCGCUUUGCUCGGCAUCACGCAACAGGAUUCUACGGCUCUGUUCGGAGAAUUUUCUGCUCCAUCAAGAAUUUGAGAGCUGGUCAUCGAGUUGCUAGCGAAAUACAAAGCAUCAAGUCCAGAAUCAAAAGUAUUUCUGAAGGUCAUCAAAGAUACCAAUCCGAAUAUGGUAUCUCUGCCCCAGCGUCCAACUCACUUCCUGCUGUGAACAACACAACAUGGCGCUAUAGCAGGGAUGAUGCGCUGCUUGUGGAAGAAGCUAAAUUAGUUGGCAUUGACCAGCCCAAGAAACCAUCGACGUCCAACUCACUUCCUGCUGUGAACAACACAACAUGGCGCUAUAGCAGGGAUGAUGCGCUGCUUGUGGAAGAAGCUAAAUUAGUUGGCAUUGACCAGCCCAAGAAGCAUCUAAUUUCUCAGCUCCUCGAAGGGGAUGAUUACCAACUGAAAGCUGUUUCAGUGGUUGGUAUGGGAGGACUUGGCAAAACUACCCUGGUGAAAAAAGUCCAUGAGGAUCCUGAAGUUAGAAGGCAUUUCCCAGUUCGUGCUUGGGUAACUGUCUCUCAAACAUGCGACUUUCGGGAACUCCUGAAAGACUUGAUUCGGCAGUUACACGAGGAAGGGAUGAAACCAGUCCCACAAUCGAUCGAGUCUAUGACUACCACUGAGCUGAAAAAAUUUAUCAAGGAUUUUCUUCAACAAGCUGGAAGGUAUGCAAUUGUUUUUGAUGAUGUGUGGGAUGUGGAAUUUUGGAAUACCAUCAAAUUUGCACUGCCGGAGAGUAGCCACGGCAACCGUGUCAUGCUAACAACUCGACAAGCUGACGUAGCCUCUGCCUCUUGUACAGAAUCUCUAGGUUAUAUCCACAGAAUGGAGCCACUGUCCUUUGAAGAUUCGUGGACCCUGUUUUGUAACAAGAUCUUUAAGGGAAAUAGUUGCCCUGGCCAUUUGAUGGAUGUUGCCAAAGGUAUAUUGGAUAAAUGUGAGGGCUUGCCCCUUGCAAUCCUUGCAACCAGUGGGCUUUUGGCUUUGAAAGAUGUAAACAGAGGAAUGGGAGAUGGUUCGACGCAGUCUUGGAGGUGA